AUCAGCUGUGUCCAAUCACAGCUGAUCACUGAUGAUCAGUGUGCCCUGAUGAUCUGUGUAACCCCAGCAGCGCCACCUGUCAGGGUUCAUCAGUGCCAGCUCUCAGUGCUCAUCCAUGCCACCUGCCGGUGCCCAUCAGUGCCACAUCAGUGCCACAUUUCAGUGCCCAUCAGUGCCACAUCAAUGCCACAUAUCAGUGCCCAUCUGAGCUGCCUUUCAGUGUCACCCAUCAGUGCCACUCAGUACCACUAUCAAUGCCAGUCAGUGCCACCUAUCAGUGCCAGUCAG
Staurois parvus is the source of this 288-nucleotide messenger RNA. The record is from the annotation of a GenBank genome assembly. Lineage: Eukaryota; Metazoa; Chordata; Amphibia; Anura; Ranidae.